Microthlaspi erraticum is the source of this 996-nucleotide messenger RNA. Lineage: Eukaryota; Viridiplantae; Streptophyta; Magnoliopsida; Brassicales; Brassicaceae. The record is from the annotation of a GenBank genome assembly.
AUGGCGAUGACGACGACGACGACGACGACACUCUUCCACUCACUAAUUCCUAUUAACAGUUACAAACCCAAAGCUGCGGCUUAUUCCUUCGUCUCACUUCCUCGUUCCUCAAUUCCGUCUUCUCCGUCGUCUCUCCAAUUCCGCUCGCUUGUUUCCGAUUCGACGUCGGUUUACGGUCGGAGGAAGUUUAACGAAAAUCUCAGAAGAUUAUCGGUUACCGUUUCCGCCGCCGGAGCAACCGAGCCGCUCACCGUCCUCGUUACCGGCGCCGGUGGAAGAACAGGGCAAAUUGUGUACAAGAAAUUGAAAGAGAGGUCAGAUCAGUUUGUGGCGAAGGGUUUAGUGAGGACAAAAGAGAGCAAAGAGAAGAUCGGUGGAGAGGAUGAAGUGUUCAUCGGAGAUAUCAGAGACCCUGAAGCCAUUGCUUCUGCUGUUGAAGGAAUCGAUGCUUUGGUCAUUCUUACGAGCGCCGUGCCGCAAAUGAAACCUGGUUUUGAUCCUAGCAAAGGAGGCAGACCUGAGUUCUACUUUGAAGAAGGAGCUUAUCCAGAACAGGUUGAUUGGAUUGGUCAGAAGAAUCAGAUAGAUGCUGCCAAAGCUGCUGGAGUUAAACAGAUUGUUUUGGUGGGAUCAAUGGGAGGAACAAACAUUAAUCACCCCUUGAAUAGUAUUGGCAAUGCUAACAUUCUGGUUUGGAAGAGGAAAGCUGAGCAGUACUUGGCUGAUUCCGGUAUUCCAUACACUAUCAUCAGGGCGGGUGGUCUGCAAGACAAAGAAGGUGGCAUCCGAGAAUUACUAGUGGGCAAAGACGAUGAGCUUCUCGAGACAGAAACAAGAACAAUCGCAAGAGCUGAUGUUGCAGAAGUCUGCGUUCAGGCGUUGCAGCACGAGGAGGCAAAAUCAAAAGCACUUGACCUGGCCUCAAAGCCAGAGGGUACAGGCACUCCAACAAAGGAUUUCAAGGCACUUUUCGCUCAAGUCACAACUAAGUUCUGA